Molecule: messenger RNA, 4376 nt
Organism: Ceratina calcarata
Lineage: Eukaryota; Metazoa; Arthropoda; Insecta; Hymenoptera; Apidae
Gene: jus
Product: EB domain-containing julius seizure protein
Exons: 6
Coding region: 685-1614 (309 amino acids)
Source: RefSeq, a predicted model, not a curated record
GCGUCGCAGCCGACCGAUUCGGUCGUUGUUUGCUGGCUCCAUAUCGCGAACGGCCGCGUACACGACCACCGCGCAAUACGAGUUUCAACUGCGUUUUUCAAACGUUCGUACACCCCCGUUCCGGCCGCGUCGUUUGCGAAAGUGUAAAAAGAUUUCCGAAACAAGAAUAAGGAGAAGGGAAAACUGACCGUUUCGAGCGGACUGGUCGCGGCAAGAAACUGUAUGUAAAGAAAAACGAGAGAAACGAAGUGUGGUAAUCGGUUCCCGUUGUGAGAGGGGGGGUGGUGCUGGUGGUGGCUGCGGCAAAACUGCUCGCAACGUGUUCGCGGACCUUGCCCCUUCCUUUCCGGCGGUUCCCUAAGAGGCAGCGUUAGGACCACCACGGGUCACCUGGUCAAGCUCGUUUCGCGGAUCGGUUACCCUCCCGCCCCUUCUGUCUCGCCUCGUUCGAUACUCCCUGCGUGGAACCGAGUCCGGUGGAACGUCCGGAGAUAUGCGCGUGGUAUCGAUCAUACGAGCCGAUCGCACGGAUAUGUGAUACCGGAAGUAGGUACGGCAGGCUCGACCUGCGUGCAGGUGCUCCGGGGGUGCGUGCCACGUAUGCGUACAUAAGGGUGGCCCGGCGACAGAGCAGAGAAGGGUGAAGGCGCGAGAAGAGGCCGCGUGUCAGGGCCAGUCGUCAGGAUGCACGCCACCGACGCCGUCACCGCGACGACGUCCCUGCCGUCAUCCGCGUCCAUCGCGUCGAAGAUGCCCGGCUAUGCGGCCAGGAUCGUCUGCGUGAUCCUCGUGUCCUCGUGGAUCGGCCAGGACCGGAUGGUCCUCGGCAUAUCCGAACAGCCGGAGAUUACCACGACCGAGGAUUUGAGCGACAGGGGUGAUAAGAAGUUCGGCGACGACUGCGCGGAGGAUCGCGAAUGCGGCUUCGCUGGUUCGUAUUGCGAGCCGAAGAAGAAAUGCGCUUGCAGGGAGGAGUUCGAGGCGACGAAUCAUAUCGACAAAUGUGGACACCCGGCGAACGUGAACGAGUCGUGUUUCUUUCACGAGCAAUGCGAGCUGAGGGUGAGCCAGACCGAGUGCAGGGACGGACGUUGCAUUUGCAUCUUCGAGAAGACCCCGGUCAUCCAGACCGAUGGCUCGAUUGUCUGCAUCGCCGAGAAAACGGAGGACCCCAAUCUACAAUAUAUCGACCCGACGAUGAUCGGAGUUCUCGUUGGCAUGGCACUCAUGUUCGUCAUCAUCUGUGUCGUCCUUAGGCUUUUCAGCAAGGCUCGCUGGCGCGAGAAUCGCACUAUAUUCAACACGCCGAACGCCCGUUUGAUGAACGUGUCUCUGCUGAGGGAGAACAAACUCCUGCACCCGCAGGAGAGACGCGGGUCGAGGGCGAGCGUCAGGGCCCCUUCGAGGCAACCCUCGAUGGCAUCCCUGCGCGCCCACUCGCCGAACGCCUCGCAAGGGUCACGAGCAGGAUCGCGGCGCGGCAGCCGCUGCAGCAGCGGGAACGCGUCGGCGGUCUCGCCGAAGUCGAACAAGUCGCCGCCGAAUCAGACGGAGAACAUGUCGGAGACCGUUCUCGAGAGCGUCACCGUCGAGAUACUCGACCCGAAGACGUAGAUCCCGCCCCCGGAACCUUCGAAGCUACGCGCAGUCUACUCUCGAAAACGUACAAACCCUCCUUUCUUCUAUUUUUAUUCGAUAAAAUUCACUGUUACCGCUGCUACAAACUAUUUCCGGAUGCAAUCAACGCGCAUUUGCGAGCGUGAAGACAAUGAGAAAAUAGCUGGAGACGCAGACACAUCGUGGACGGAGCAUAGGUCGUAUUCAGAUAAUCAUUGGUUAAUUUUUCUAAAACGAGUCGGCCCGUUCGAAGGUGAAACGAAUUUGUGAUCAACUCUAUUAUUAAGGGGCAAUCGUUAGAGGGAUGAAGAGGAGGCAAGUAGAAAUCUAAUGAAUUUGCGCGACGCGUUUCAAUUCAGAGGUCGCUUAGGUUUUGUUUGAAGAUGAACUUUUUUCUACUAUUUAAGAAAGAAGCUUAGCCUUACGAAUUUACGAAUCAUCUUUACACUGUUCGUUUGCCGUCGACUCGCGUUGCAGACGAAUCAGCGGAAUCUGGAGGCGAAGGUCGGUAAAGGACCGGUGCGAGGCUCGACGCGGAGCUUUGCGUCAGCUCGCGGUGUUUUUUCUGGACCAAAUUAUAACGUACCUACGCGUGUCAUUAUAAUGGUCACUCUCGCUAAGAAAAUUCUCGCUUCAGGCUGAUGCACGGAGAACCCGUAUUUUGUAAAUCGACGAAUUCGAUCUGUAAGUGUUAUUCUAUCGUAAAUUAAACGAACGGCAAUCGGCGACGAUUGCGGGUCAACAAUCAAUGGGAGAAGAUAAUCUGUAAAGGCCAUCGCGUUCUGUCUUUUACCUCUGCAUUCUGAGAAACGAUCAAUCUUCUAACGCAUCGACGUCUAAAAUUGAAAAUCUCUAUUAUAUUGGAAAGUCGUUUAUUUGAACGGACAAAAAGAAGACGCGGUCGACCGGAGCUAAAAGAUGGAACACCGGUGCUCUAGCCGCGUUUUAUCGUGGAUAUUUCAAAUCGUCAGCUGGUCUGAUAUAAAAUCGAUACGCGUUAUUAUCGGACGAAGGGAUCGGAGAUGUGUCCGCUGUGGAAACCGUCGACACAGUUUAUUAACGGAGGACCGUUCGGGAAGUAAGUGUCCCCAGCGCGACAGUCUCUCCUCGCCAGUGAAACUGGUUUCCCUCGAGAAGCCAAUACGAAUGGGACCAGACGAGAAGUGUUUGAACCGACAUCUUGGAAAUUAAAUAUACCAAUCGCACUAACAAUUAAGCCCGCCAUCGAUUACAGAGCUCUUUCCGUUUCGCAGACGUUAAACCAAGGGCCGAUCAUCUCGCUUUCGCGUAAUAGGUAACGGGACGCGCGUAAAUGCGCGGGUAGCUAACGGAACUCGAUUCCGUCAGAUUCGAGAGGCGUGACAAAUCGAUUGUUCGUCGAACUUCGACCUUUACAGUGAACGAGCUGCACUGGAACGGUUCCGAAGAUGUACUUUCUCAUUUCUAGUCGACCGUGAGAUGCUUUAUCGUCGCCCUAGGAAGGAAACUUGUCGGAGAAGGUCGAAACUGAUUUCAUUCUUAGAUCUAACACGACCAAACACGUUUCUACGACUGUACUUAUCUUAUUACGUAAUCGCACAAGAUCAACCACACGAGGAUACGAUUUGCACAUUCCUGAAUGUAAACGCAUCGAUGCCAUAUUUUCUUUCUUAGACGAUUAAGUAACGAGAAUCAUUGAUAGUCCGGUACGAUUGUAUCUCAGCAAUUUAGUGCCUGCGCUCUCGCGUGAAUAGCGUUUACGUAUUUAAAACAAAUGAGAUUAACUAAAAUAGAUACAUAAUAUAUGUAUAUAUAUACACACAUAUACAUAUAUGCCAGUACAAGGAGGAAAGAUUAUUAUAUACAUAUAUACAUAUAUAUAUUACAUACGUGACGACUAACGACACUAGGCUUGGCACUAUUUGCACUACUUGUAGAUUCCUAUUUUGGAAUGCCUAGUGACUGUAUCCACUCUGUGAUCUAUGUGCAACGUACAGCUAAACAAACUCAUCUUGCUACCAUCAUUGUUAUUAUUAUUAUUAUUUAUUAUUAUUAUUAAUAUUAUUAUUAUUAUUAUUAUUAAUAUUUACCGAAGUACGUAUACUAAGAUCGUGUAAAAGCGGCUCGCUUAGUUACUGUCGCCCCGCACCUGAAUAACAGUAAACCUAUGUCUUCAGCACCCACGAUAAUCCAUAUGUAUAGCACCUAUAUAGAGACACGUUUUUAACCAGUACGUUGUCUAUAAAUCAUCGUUUAUGUGAGGUCAAGCGAGAUUGACAAGCUGAAUGCGUGCAUCGAUCCGAGGAUAUGAAAUAAAAUUGAAAAAAGAAUUUAAAAAAAAAAAAGAAAAACAGAUAUAUAGAAGUAAAUCUGCGAGGUGAACAGGCUUUUAUUAAGAUAGAACGUAAUUUAAGAGGACAAUCAAGAGAGAUCGAUCUGAUCCGCAAACGAAAUUCGGGGAAGGUUUUCGUUUCCGGAUAGAGCGGAACCUCUGCUGUCCCGUACAGAUUAAGCGACGAAACUCGAUAGGAUUAUAUAACUGUAAUUCAGCUCUCUGUGGAAAGUAAUCGUUCGUUUGUAAGAAUUCUAGAGUAAAGUUCGAAGAGUAGUUAACGUGCUUUUCCCGUCGUUAGAGUUUCCCUUGCGAAACGAAGCACCGACGUGUCUCGUUCUCAUCGGUAGAUGACCCGCUCGCCCUUUUACGAAGGGGGAGCGAACUGGUCAAACAACCCUGAUUUAAACAAUCGUAAAUAACGUAGGAAACGAAGAAGCAAUUCAAA